UUGGUCCUCCUCGGCCACCGUAGGCUGCUUUGAGUCAACAGUAUGGCGGCGCUCAGCGCUGGGUUCGGGGUAAAUAAAGAGUUUAGAGAGUAAAAAGAGCUCCUGGACCCGUUUACAGACUGCAGUUCAUAUAGGGAGGUUUACAACAGAGGGUUAGACUGAUGUUAGAGGAGAUUAAAGCGGUAGUUUUUACUGAAUCUUUAGUUUAAUAAAGAGAGGUGUAAACUCAGUCAUCUUACUCCUCCUGUGUGUUUCCAUAGAUAGUUAGCUUGUUAGAUAGAUUUCUUCACAGACAGGCAGACAGAUAGACAGAAAGAGAGAGAAAAACAUACAAACAGAUAAGUAAGUUAGGUUACUUUGUUUGCUAGCUUGUUAGUUAGCGUUAGGUAGGAAGGUAGCUGUAGCUAGCUAGUUGAGUAGUUAGAUAAGUAGGUUAGUUAGUUAACGUAGUUAUUUGGUUAAAUAGUAUUAGCUAGAUUAGGUAGUUAGAUUGAUAGGUAACUUAGGUAGUAAGUUAAGUAACUAACUUAGAUAGAUAGACAGACAGACACACCGGUUAGUUAGUUAAAUAGGUUGGUUAGGUUAGUUAACCUAGUUAGUUAGGUGGUAUUAGCUUUAUAAGAUAUAUAGAUAUAUAGAUAGAUACGUUAGUUAUUUAGUUAGUAAGUUAGUUGGUUAGGUAGGAUAGGAUAGUUAUGAUGGCAGGAGGAUCCGAGUCUGAGGCUCAGUUCAGGUUUGUCGUAGUAGGAGGAGGAAUCGCUGGAGUCACCUGUGCUGAACAGCUCGCACUGCAGUUCCCCUCUGAGGCUGUAGCUCUGCUGACCGCUGCUCCGCUGGUGAAGACUGUGACCAAUUUCAAGCAGGUCUCCAAGACCCUGGAGGACUUUGAUGUGGAAGAACAGCCGUCCAGCAUUCUGGAGGAGAAAUAUCCUAAUCUGAAAGUCAUUCAGUCUGCAGUCCGAGGACUUCAUGCAGAUCAGCAUACGCUGCAGACUGAGAACGGGCAGAUUAUUCAUUAUGAGAAGUUGUGUAUCUGCACCGGCGGCAGGCCUAAACUCCUAAACCAGGAUACUCCUAAUGUACUGGGCAUUCGAGACACAGACAGCGCUCAGGAGUUUCAGAAGCACUUAUCAAAAGCGAAGCGUAUGCUAGUUGUUGGAAAUGGAGGAAUUGCUUUGGAACUGGUGUAUGAAGUGGAAGGCUGUGAAGUGAUCUGGGCUAUAAAGGAUAAGGCCAUAGGGAAUACGUUCUUCGAUGCUGGAGCUGCCCAGUUCCUCAUCCCAUCACUAGAGGCUGACAAACCUGAGAGAGCCCUGCCUUGUAAAAGAGCACGAUACACCACCGACAAAACCACAGCCUCUACAGAAGAAUCAAAGGAGCUUGGUAGUGCCUUAGGACCUGACUGGCAUGAGGGCAUCAGCCUCAGAGGAACAGAAGAGGUUUCCCACAGAGUUCAUGUAGAGUAUGAGUGUGAGAUUGAGAAGAUCUACUCCCAGCAGGACUUCCUUCAGUCUCCUCUGUACUCACAGAAAUCACAGGAUUUAGGGGUGUGGCCAGUGUAUGCUCAUUUAACCAAUGGGAAGACGUAUGGAUGCGACUUCAUUGUCAGUGCCACUGGCGUGGUGCCCAACACUGAACCUUUCCUUAAAGGCAACAAAUUUGAGCUGGCAGAGGAUCGGGGUCUUAGGGUGAAUGAUCACAUGCAGACGUCUGAGCCAGACGUGUACGCAGCUGGAGACGUGUGCACUGCAGGCUGGGAGCACAGCGCUCUCUGGCAGCAGAUGCGUUUAUGGACGCAGGCGAGGCAGAUGGGCUGGUACGCUGCACGCUGCAUUGCAGCCGAAGUGUCGGGAGAGGCCAUUGAGCUGGACUUCUGCUUUGAGCUCUUCUCUCACAUCACCAAGUUCUUCAAUUACAAGGUGGUGCUGUUGGGGAAGUUUAAUGCGCAGGGUCUGGGUUUAGAUCACGAGCUGCUGGUGCGCUGCACUAAAGGUCAGGAGUACGUGAAGGUGGUGCUGAGCGGAGGACGCAUGGUUGGGGCGGUGCUUAUCGGGGAGACAGACCUGGAGGAGACGUUUGAAAACCUCAUUCUGAACCAGAUGGACCUGUCCGCGUACGGCGAGGAGCUUCUGAACCCAAACAUCGACAUCGAGGACUACUUCGACUGAUCUUGUAGUUCAGGAACUCUGAAGAAGCGUGAGAGGUUUUAAUGUCAUGGUUUAAAAAAGUACAAGAAGAAAAGUCUCUUAUAGAGAUUUAGUGCAAAAUCUUUAUCGAGAUGCAAUUAGGGAUGUUUAAUUUAAAGGCAAAUAGGCACUUUUUCAGGGAUUUGGCGAUUCAGUUUUGCUUAUUGGAUGAUAUUUCUGAUGCCUUUUCAUUACAUAAAUUUACCCUAAUAAUAAAUAAUAAAUAAUUUAAUUAUUAUUACUCA
This is a messenger RNA of Astyanax mexicanus (Mexican tetra), 2431 nucleotides long. It is a transcript of the gene pyroxd1, whose product is annotated as pyridine nucleotide-disulphide oxidoreductase domain 1. Lineage: Eukaryota; Metazoa; Chordata; Actinopteri; Characiformes; Acestrorhamphidae. Bases 696 to 2168 code for a protein of 490 amino acids. The record is from RefSeq and is a predicted model, not a curated record. The transcript has 12 exons. Gene Ontology annotation, molecular function: oxidoreductase activity; flavin adenine dinucleotide binding.